AUGGAUAUGGCCGCUUUUCAUAAACUAUGUGAGAUGUUGAAAGGUAUUGGUGGAUUAGUUCCUACUCGACAUAUGUGCGUUGAGGAGUUAGUGGCUAUGUUUUUACACAUAUUGGCUCAUCAUGUUAAGAAUAGAAUGAUUAGAAGACAAUUUGUUAGGUCUGGUGAAACGAUUAGUAGGAAUUUCAUGAAUGUUCUACUAGCUCUUCUAAAGUGCCACAAGGAAUUGUUAAAACAACCUCAACCGAUUUUGGAUAACAAUAUUGAUGAAAGAUGGAAAUACUUCAAGGUCAGUGUGCCUGAAGCUGAUAAAUGUAGAUUUAGAACAAGGAAGGGUGAUAUAGCGACAAACGUGUUAGGAGUAUGUUCACCAGAUUUGCAAUUUAUAUAUGUAUUGCCUGGGUGGGAGGGUUCAUCAGCCGAUUCUAGAGUCCUUAGAGAUGCUAUUUCUCGACCAAAUGGACUAAGAGUUCCUCAAGGUUUUCUUACCCCAUAUAGAGGUCAACAGUAUCACCUCAAUGAAUGGAGGAAUGGCUUACAACCGGCUACACCUAAAGAGUUUUUCAAUAUGAAACAUUCAUCAGCUAGAAAUUUCAUAGAAAGAUGUUUUGGACUUUUGAAGGGACGUUGGGCUAUAUUGACAGAGAAGUCAUUCUACCCUUUGAAAACUCAAAUAAGAAUUAUAACAGCUUGUUGUCUUCUAUAUAAUCAUUUUCGAAUCGAAAUGACACGAGAUCCAUUAGAAAGGGAUUUAAGAGAUGUUGAACCCUCUAACGAAUUCAUGUCUGGGGAAAUGAUAAUUGUUGUGGAGCCAAGUAAUGAAUGGAGUCAAUGGAGAGAUAAUUUAGCAUUGGAAAACUUUAAUAAAUGGAGAAGUGGAAGUCAUCAAUAA
Molecule: messenger RNA, 891 nt
Organism: Vicia villosa (hairy vetch)
Lineage: Eukaryota; Viridiplantae; Streptophyta; Magnoliopsida; Fabales; Fabaceae
Exons: 3
Coding region: 1-891 (296 amino acids)
Source: RefSeq, a predicted model, not a curated record